Poecilia latipinna (sailfin molly) is the source of this 1789-nucleotide messenger RNA. RefSeq names its product myelin-oligodendrocyte glycoprotein-like. The transcript has 6 exons. The coding region runs from base 76 to 888 and encodes 270 amino acids. Gene Ontology annotation, biological process: regulation of cytokine production; T cell receptor signaling pathway. Gene Ontology annotation, cellular component: external side of plasma membrane. Gene Ontology annotation, molecular function: signaling receptor binding. Lineage: Eukaryota; Metazoa; Chordata; Actinopteri; Cyprinodontiformes; Poeciliidae. The record is from RefSeq and is a predicted model, not a curated record.
AUAACCCACAAUCGGUCCCGUCGCAGUUCAGGACACGGACCGUACAGAAGAGGCGGUGACAACAUUUCUGUUGUAAUGUCAGAAGCAGCUGGUCUCUGUGAGAUUUUCUUCAGCCGUUCAGGAUUUUGGACUUUUAUCUUCUUCUUGGUUUUGUUCUGGACGCCUGUUAAAGGUGGCCUCCAACUGAUUGGUUCCUCUCAGCCAAUCGUAGCUGCUCCUGGAGAUGACGUCAUCCUCCCGUGUCGGGUGGAUCCUGAGUGGGACGCCGUGGGGAAGACGGUGGAGUGGUCCCGACCGGACCUGAGGCCGACCGGCCCUCAGAAGCGUGUGGAGUACGUGUUCGUGUACCGCUUCAGGAAGACGGACCGAGACAUGAUGAUGGACACGUACAUCCAGAGGACGUCUCUGUCCCAGGACGGCCUGAGGCGAGGAGACGUGUCUCUGACCAUCAGGAACGUCAGCCUGCAGGACCAGGGCAGGUUCCGAUGCUUCAUCCCACGCCUCGGGAUAGAAGCAGAACUUCUGCUUGUUGUUGAUCCAAACUUUGUUUCAACGACGACAACAGAGAUGGUUCGUCACAGAAACCUCAUCACUCCAACGCCACAGGAGGAAACCAGCAGGAACGGUCAUCGGUCCAGGAUGUUUCUUUUAAUCCCCAUCAUUCUCUUCAUCAUUUCUAUGAGUUUACUUUUCAUCUUAGUCAUCUUCAGCUUAAAAAAAUGCUCCACAAUCACAAAAUUUCAGCAGAACCUCCUAAGUCGGGCCUCUGCCUCUCAGUUUGGAUGCUUUGGUCCAGAGCAGAGCUGUGAUGAUGUGGACCAGAAAUCCAGCCAAACUCUCAUUGAUAUUCCUGAUCAACCGCAGCAUCAUGGAAACUGCGGAGGCUGAGCGAGUUGAGUUGAUCAGUCUGAGGCGUAUCGAUGAAACCUGGUUCUUCAUUAAGCAGCUCACAGACUCUGUAGGAAUCCCACAGACUUUCAGAUAAACAUGAGAAAUGAUCUGGAUUUUAUCCAUCCAUCUUUUUUCUUACACCCUUCCCAUUGGGGCCAGCAGUGGCGCUGAUGCCCAGCUCCAGCUGCCAGUGGGUGAGAGACGGGGUCACCCUGGACAGGUCUCCUGUCCAUCACAGGGACUUUUCUCCAGGAAGUAAAAAAAUCUGUGAUUUCACACCAGAAGAGAAGCUCGUCUUUGUACUGUGAACUGAAGCUCAUUUUCUAAGGCUGUUUUUAAUUUAUUUUGCUUUAUUUCUGUUUAAUGUCACCAUGUAUGAUCUGGUAUCAUCAGUUUGUGUUUAAUUUAUUUUGGAUCCAGCUGUCUAAGCACAUGUUGCAUAUUUUAAAGAUGAACCUUAAAUGUUUGUUAAAUGAGACCUGCAGAGCAGAUCAGGCUGUGAAAUGUUAGGAAAUAUUUUAAAUGUAUGAGGAGAAAAGUGUGAUGUAGAACAUUUUUUCAUUAAUGCAGUGACACGUUAUUUGCACUUAUUUUGUCAUGUAUUUUCAUGUCUGCUCUAAACACUAAAACAAGUAACCUCAAUGUGAAAAGAUAAAAGUCUGAGUUGUUUUCCUUGUUGACCUGCUGUGGUUACAUGAUGGACUGUAAUUUAUUUUCAUGUCUUUCCUGGAGAAGAAACGUUUUUAGAGAAAUGCUGUGGGGAUUUUAAUCCCCCUGGAUUACAUGGUUUUUUUAAAAAUAUAACUUAUUUUACUACUUGAAGCACUUAGAUAUUAGAUUAUUCUCAGUAUUGGCUGAAAAUAAACCUCAUCAAGUUAAUAAAUUAAACAUAAAGCCA